Messenger RNA from Plasmopara halstedii, 288 nucleotides. RefSeq lists its product as uncharacterized. The record is from RefSeq and is a predicted model, not a curated record. The transcript is spliced from 4 exons. The coding region runs from base 1 to 288 and encodes 95 amino acids. Lineage: Eukaryota; Oomycota; Peronosporomycetes; Peronosporales; Peronosporaceae.
AUGUUUGGUUUUGUUAAUGCGUUUCGUAGAAGUACUUUUGACGGACAGCUUACUAAUGACACUUUGUACGCGAAUAUUUUUCAGCACGUAAAUCAGCUCGAAAAAACAAAGUCCAUGUGCAGGAUUGCUUCAAGCGCGAUAACAACUGACGAAGAUCAUAUGGAAGAUAAACGACAGAUUCGCUUUGAAUAUUGCAUUGAUCGAGCGUUCAUUCAUUCAAUUGUUACGCAGAGUGUGGCGGCAGUCAUUCCUACCUUUAAACAGCUGACGAAGAAGGAAAUUCGAUGA